AUGCACUCCACUAGAGUCAUAUUAGGUAGAGGAGCUAUAUCCACACAUCACGGUCAAAAACGGAUACUCAAGCACUCUACACCAGAUUUGGUUACAUACAUCCGCAAGGCAGUCCAAACAGGAAUUUAUCGCAGUAAUGAAGAAAUCGAAGAAAUGAAUCAACAUUUGAAGGAUGAUCCAACGGAUUUGAAGCGAAUUCGAUGGCAUGUUCCCAGAGGGUCUAAAAUUCAUGAUUAUCCCGCGGAGUACGAAAUCCUGAGCUUGAAUCCUCCAUCUCCAUUCAAACCCUUCAUGCCUAAGAAAGAUGUUCGAAAAGCUGUCAACAAAUACAUGCACGAGCAUCGACCGACGGAUCGCUUGGCGAACAAUUACCUGAAUCGAAUACUGCGAGGAGGAAAUACAGGGGAACCGGGAACAGCUGAAGAAUACUACCGUCGUCUACUCGGAUCAAGCAAGGCUCCGAAAGUAGAUUCAGCCAUGGGGUCAAAGAGUGCUAUGUUGAACAAAGCGUAUGCCGUUGCAGUCAAGCAAUACCAAUUGAUGCGGACUGAAGAUCUAGGUGAAAAAGAGGCACUUUAUCGGGUCGAAGAACUUCUGAAACAAAGUGAUUAUGAGGAGAAGACAAGGAGUAGACUGAGAGCAAAGAGCUUGGACAAGCAUAAUUUGUCAGAUGAACAUGCUGAGAAACGCGCCCAAGCUGCUUAUCCGGCAGCAACUCCUUUUGCUGAUCAGAAGGAGAAUAUGGAUACAUCAAUGCUCUACUCGGACAACCAAAGAUCAUUUGAGGGUAUGAUCAGUUGGACCCACCGUCUUCAGGCGGUCCCAUAUCGACAAUGGACGGUCGGUGCUUCGACUGCAUUGGAUCACUGGAUUGCUAAACGAGUAUUAGGCAUGUCAGAAGAAACAUGGCUCGAGUUACUUGAAGGCGAUUCUCCACAUCUAAUUGGUCGAGGACGUGACAUUGUGGUUGCUCGUCAUGCACUAUUUCCUGAAACAGCCUUGGAUGAAGAUGAUUCCAUCACUCGUAUUGAAGAUGAUGUCGAUAUAGUUGAAGACGACUUGGAUGCUCUUCUUGCCACAUUAGGAGGGUGGAACGAUGAUGCUGACUCAGCAACAGAAGUUUUUUCCAGUACAGACGAACAGAUUCUCGGCUUCACGAAGCAGUUGCAGGUAUGGAGGACCAAACAAGCUGAAUCACCAUUUGAAGCUUGGAGCGAGGCCGAGAAAUCUGAAUUCAAUACUUGGCUCAAAGAAUACGUGACGGCGUUAGCCCCGGACUCGGAUAUGCUAGAAGUAAAUAUGGGGGGCACUCGUAAUGCAUUGCUUUUGGCACCUCCUCUUUCGCACGAUGAUUCAACUGCAUUUUGGGAGAACAUUCGUGACGAGACCGCAGCAGAAGUCUUUUUGCAGCUUUUACACUCGCAGAAAACGACUUCUUCGCAUCCGUUUUGGCAACUGGAAUAUGAUCUUCAAUUAGAAAGACUUGUCGAACUUGGAUCAAUUCAUGAAAUAGCCGAUGAAUAUGCCAAGGAAAGUGACAGGUCCUUGUUUUUGUCUCGUUAUGGUGAUUACUUGCUUGAGGGACUGGAGCUCGAUCAUUUGGCACCAGAUGCGACUGGCCCUAUUCGAGGGUCAGAUUUGGGCGACGCGUUAAUGAAGAAAUACAAGAUUGCUCCUUCGGACCGGUUCCACUUGAAGAGCAUCAAAUACGGAACUGAUGAAUUUGGAACUCCAGCUUCGCAACGAGCCCGUGAUAUUUUCCGGUCUUGGAAUACUUUGAAAACGGGAAGGGCGCACUAUGAAGAAAAGUUAUUUCAGAAGGGACUGCUGGGAUUGUCUUACAGCAAAAAGGAAGGGUGA
This is a messenger RNA of Cylindrotheca closterium, 1860 nucleotides long. Lineage: Eukaryota; Bacillariophyta; Bacillariophyceae; Bacillariales; Bacillariaceae. The record is from the annotation of a GenBank genome assembly.